AAUUUCGCGUGUUUCGUUGCCGGCUAGUUGUAUCGAAAAAGUUCCACAAACACGCUGCACAGCCUCCCAUAUCACGAUGGAAGAAAAACAACCGAAAAAGGUUCUGUCCGAGCAGGAACGGCUCGAACUGGCGGCCCAGCUGGACAAGGAUCUGGAUGCGUUCAUAAGCUCGCUGGAGAAAAAGCGCUACACCGAGGGAUGGCCGGAAGACCGCUGGGAGGAGGAGAUGGCAAAGCAUCCGUUCUUCAUGCAAAAGUCGCCCGAACCGGGCGAAGAGCUGUCCCCGCUGAUGGAGGGGCUGCAGCAGCUAAAGUACGACCCGCAGGAAAACACGGAACAGGAGCUGGCCGAUACGUACAAAGAGGAUGGAAAGUUUUACAUGCAGCACCGCAAGUUCCGCAUGGCCGUGCUGAGCUACACGGAGGCAUUGCGCUACAAGGUGGGCGAUGCGGCGUACAAAGCGAUUCUUUACAACAACCGUAGCGCGGCCAACUACAUGCUGAAAAACUACCGCACUUCCCUGCAAGAUGCACAGAAAGCGCUGGAGCUGAACCCUGACUACGACAAGGCCCGAUGGCGUGCGGCACAGUGCGCUUCGGCGCUCGAUCGGUUUGAGCUGUGCGUUGAGCUUUGCGACACGAUACUGCAACGCGACCCGACGAACACUGCGGCGGUUGAGAUGCGCAAGGCUUGCCUUGCGAAAAAAGCCACCCAACAGCGUGACUCCCGGAAGGAGGCGCGCCAGGAGCGGGAGAAGCAGGAACGAUGGGACCGGCUCGUGACGGAGCUGAAGAAGCGCAUGGUAAAGUUCGAGGAGCGCAAAGCACUCGACGAUGAGCGUUUCCUCCGGCCACGGUUGGCACCGCUGGAGGACUUUAUGGUUUCGUGCGACGAGAACGGCGUCCUGAGCUGGCCCGUCGUUUUCUGCUAUCCCGAAUUUCAAACGACCGACUUUCAGCAGCAACUUUUGGAAACCACUACCAUGCAAGACGUACUGGAGCAACUGUUCGAGGAGCCGCUGGAGUGUGACAAGGCGGGACUGUAUCGUGCGAAGAAAGUGAACGUUUACUAUGAAAACAGGAUACUCGGGUUGGCCUACUUGGUGGACAAGAGCAAAACUAUCCGGGAGAUAGUGGCGGAAAGAACGUUCGUCGCGUUUCAAGGGACGCUCACAUUUUACAUCCUCGUGAAGGGAUCGAAGCAGGAGGAAUCGUUCAUUACGCAAACAAGGAUACCGCUGAAAAUAGAAUACUAACAGGAAACAUGCUGGGAAACUUGUGUAAAGUGAGGAAAAGGGGGUGAACACAAAAUAAUAAAUCGAUAGAAUCGGAUUCCACUUACCAUACCAUCAUAAUGCUACC
Anopheles arabiensis is the source of this 1361-nucleotide messenger RNA. RefSeq names its product DNA polymerase interacting tetratricopeptide repeat-containing, protein of 47 kDa (gene Dpit47). The transcript is spliced from 2 exons. NCBI's taxonomy places the organism in Eukaryota, Metazoa, Arthropoda, Insecta, Diptera, Culicidae. Gene Ontology annotation, molecular function: Hsp90 protein binding. The coding region runs from base 77 to 1255 and encodes 392 amino acids. The record is from RefSeq and is a predicted model, not a curated record.